Messenger RNA from Monopterus albus (swamp eel), 924 nucleotides. Its product is annotated as olfactory receptor 6N2-like. Lineage: Eukaryota; Metazoa; Chordata; Actinopteri; Synbranchiformes; Synbranchidae. The record is from RefSeq and is a predicted model, not a curated record. Bases 1 to 924 code for a protein of 307 amino acids. Gene Ontology annotation, molecular function: G protein-coupled receptor activity; odorant binding; olfactory receptor activity. The transcript has a single exon. Gene Ontology annotation, biological process: G protein-coupled receptor signaling pathway; detection of chemical stimulus involved in sensory perception of smell. Gene Ontology annotation, cellular component: membrane.
AUGGAGAGUGAGUUAAACAUUACAUAUAUAACUCUCGAUGGGCAUGUGGAAGUUAACAACUAUAGAUAUGUCUAUUUUUUGAUCAUGUUUACAAUAUACAUUCUAAUAAUCUGCUUUAACUUCACCAUUGUGUGUCUCAUUUGGAUUCACAAAAACCUACAUGAACCUAUGUACAUUUUCAUUGCAGCUUUGCUUUUAAACUCUAUUGUUUUCAGUACUAAUAUCUACCCAAAGCUGUUGAUUGACUUUUUAUCUGAAAAGCAGGUCAUAUCAUAUUCAGCUUGUCUUGUUCAAUUUUAUAUAUAUUACUUUUUAGGAGGUUCUGAAUUCUUUAUUUUGUCAGCCCUGGCCUAUGACAGGUAUGUGUCUAUAUGUAAACCUCUGCAUUAUCCAACUAUCAUGAAGAAAACCAGUGUGAUUAUUUUCCUGGUUCUUGCUUGGCUUCUGCCUGCUUGUCAGAUUGCAGUGCCAACAAUACUGAGUGCUGAAACCAAACUGUGCAGCUUUACUUUUAAAGGAAUAUUUUGUAACAAUGCCAUUUAUAGCCUUCAUUGUGUAGGAUCAAGAGUAAUUACUAUAUAUGGUGUGGUUGUUUUAUUAGAUCUGGUUGUACUACCUCUGUUCUUCAUAGUUUUCACAUACACAAAGAUAUUUAUUAUAGUCUAUCGAAGUUCUAGAGCAGUCAGGAAAAAAGCGGCAGAGACUUGUUUGCCCCACCUGUUGGUUUUAGUCAGUUUCUCCUGUUUGAGUAUCUAUGAUAUCAUUAUAGCUCGAAUGGAAUCCAAUUUUUCAAAAACUGUGCAUUUAGUAAUGACAUUACAAGUAGUUUUGUACAAUCCCUUGUUUAACCCGCUUAUAUACGGACUCAAAAUGAAAGAAAUUUCUAAACACCUAAAUAUGUUGUUGCCAUUCAGAAAGUUCUAA